CAGUCUUUCUAUUUCCCCUUUUCCCCAAGUCUCCCUCCACAAUUUUUUCCUUAAACCAUCAAAAGCAAAACAUAAAACCCAAAUAUUAUUCUCUCUCUCAUCUCUAAUUCUCAUCAUCAUGGGGUUUCUUCAAAACAAAUUUCCACUACUUUUACACUUGUUCUUGUUCUGUUUUUUUCAGUGUGAAGUGGCUACGUCCAUGUCCAUUCAUGAUUUGCUUAAAUCUAAAGGAUUACCAGGAGGGCUACUUCCUAAAGAAGUGAAAUCUUACAAUUUAUCAGAUUCUGGCCUACUUGAAGUGUUUCUUGAUGGGCCAUGUUUGGCUAAGUUUGAUACUAUGGCUUGUUAUGAUAGUGUUGUGAAGGCUAAUCUCACUUAUGGUUCACUUGCUGGAGUUGAAGGACUUUCUCAACAAGAACUUUUUGUGUGGCUACCAGUUAAAGGAAUUGUUGUUGAUGAUCCUUCAUCUGGUCUUAUACUUUUUGAUAUUGGUUUGGCUCAUAAACAACUUUCACUAUCUCUUUUUGAAGAUCCUCCCCAUUGCAAACCAGAUGGCGUUUUGAAGACUAAUGGUCGGAAGGAGAAGGGAUUUGAAGAUCAAAGAUAAGAGCUGCCCAUUUUGGAAUUUAUUAAAUGUCCAUAAUAAUGGUCGAUUUUGUUGGGGGUUCGGGUUUUUGGGUGGGGGGGGGGGGGGGGAUGGGGGUUAAGUACAAAUUACCAGGCUUGAUUAUAGGAUUUUUAGACUCUAAAUGAGAUUUGGGUAAAGCUGUAGAGAUUUUGGGUUAUCAGAUAUCUUGCUAUUUUGCAAAUGCUAAUCUUCUAACUUUUUAUCAUUCCUUUUGUUUGUUUGUUUGUUUCAAUCUCAGUGUAUAGAUUGUGAUUAUAUAACAAUAAAGCAAGAGAUCUCCUACUUCUACUCGUA
Messenger RNA from Lycium barbarum (goji berry), 922 nucleotides. RefSeq lists its product as uncharacterized. Lineage: Eukaryota; Viridiplantae; Streptophyta; Magnoliopsida; Solanales; Solanaceae. The transcript has 2 exons. The coding region runs from base 119 to 607 and encodes 162 amino acids. The record is from RefSeq and is a predicted model, not a curated record.